This is a messenger RNA of Camellia sinensis, 1601 nucleotides long. RefSeq lists its product as uncharacterized. Gene Ontology annotation, biological process: phosphorelay signal transduction system; regulation of DNA-templated transcription. The record is from RefSeq and is a predicted model, not a curated record. Lineage: Eukaryota; Viridiplantae; Streptophyta; Magnoliopsida; Ericales; Theaceae. Gene Ontology annotation, cellular component: nucleus. Gene Ontology annotation, molecular function: DNA binding; DNA-binding transcription factor activity.
AAUAAGUAAACUCAUCAUUUCUUAAUCAGUAUACAUUAACUUGGAUGAGAUUAAAUCUUAAACAUAAGUUUGGAAUUGCAGUGAUGUCUACAAACGAUGACAAAGAAUCGGUGAUGAAGGGGGUAAAGCAUGGAGCUCGAGACUACCUGAUUAAGCCACUUCGGUUGGAAGAAGUGAAGAAUAUUUGGCAGCAUGUGGUCCGGCAGAACCUAUUUAAUACAACGAAAUUUGGCACCGUGCAAGAAGGAACAGAUCAAAACCCCCCAAUUCCAUCUGCUCAGAAGAAGAAGAAGAAGAGGGUUAGUUGGACUGUAGUGUUGCAUAACAAGUUUGUGGAUGCUGUUCGGCUGCUAGGAGUAGAUAAAGCAGUUCCAAAGGAGAUACUCCAAAUCAUGAAUGAACCGGUGAUCUCUCUAGCAAGUGUUGCUAACCACCUUCAGAAGUACAGAAAUCCCUUAAGGAAGGAGAACACAAAAGCUAAAAUGACCCAAGAAAGCGAGAACAAUAUCAAUUCAAACAGAACAAAUGGUCUUCUAUCUGAUACAAUCACCACAGCUUGUAUUAAUCAAGGCCUAAACACCCUCAAUCAUCACAAUAGAUUUGCAGAACAAGACAUGAGUACUGGGAUCAUCUCAUUUGGUAGCCGGCUUCAAACAUUUGGUGCUUCCACAUCAAAUGCAAAACUCCUCCAACAAAACCAACUACCUCCCAAAGUAGUAGCAGAUCAAAUGCGCCCAACCGUGCUUGGAAGUGUCCCUCCAUCUCAAUUUUUUGCAGCAAAUCCGUCUCCCCAUCAUGAAUUGAAUGGGACGAGGUUUCACUCUAUUAAUUCGGGAACAGAGAUUUUUUAUGACAAUUUCAAGAUGUCUUCUUCUCAGCUUCCUAGAUUUCACACAGGACAAUCUGGUCCAAGCAGUAUGCCUGUUAGCUUUGGGCCAUAUUCAUGUCCUCCUGCAGCCUUCAACCUUGCUGGUGUUCCUUUUCAAAUGCCCAAUGCUUCAGAUCAAUUGAAUCCAAUUUUUCAACCUGAUUCUCUUGCCAUGCUGCUUCCAUGGCCACGUGAAGGAAGAAAUUUAGCUAAUCUCAAAGUAAAAGAAGAACCAAUUAACUUUCCAUUUGACAUGCGACAAAUCACAGAUGACUCAAUCAAAAAAGGGCAGUUUGGGCAGCAUCGAUAUCCCUUUGAGAAUACAGAAAGAGAAAUCAAGAGCCAUCACAAUAAUAGCAGCAGUUCGUCGGAUGAUGGCCUCCUUAGCAGUAUAGUAAAACAGUUUAGUAGCAAUUCGGCUCCUAGGUUGUAAUCACAGGGCAUCCUAUUUUAAAUUGAAGCUAAUUUAUGAAAUCGAAGAAGAAGAAGAUUUGUCGAUGCCUACACUGAUAAAAGAUUUUUUGUGUUCAUGAUUGUUUAGAGCUGCUUUCCAUAUUGUGAGAUUUGAAGAUUGAUGCUUUCUCUAUGGGAGGCAAAUGAUAGUUUUUAAAGGGUUUAAACCGUGGUCUAAUUUACUGAUCAGAUAAAUCAUGAUUUAUUCUAGAUUUCUUUACAUUGUUAGAUGUCCAUAGUCAUGCAUUAAUUCUCUAGGAUAUAUAUAUUUUUAAUUUGC